CGCACCCACAGUAACAUGUGAGUGAAGAUACCAAAACACGCAGCGCGCGGAGACAGAGACAGACAGAGACAUGGUGGGGAAAAUAAAACGCGUGCGGCAGAAGCUGCAUCACAUAGCCGUGCGGGUACAGGCGGAGACCGGGCCCGGGAACAGGCUGGAGAAAGCGCCCGGACCCGCGGAGAUAAAACCACUGAUUAAACCACAGACUCAACCACAAACACAAGUACAGGACCUGAAGGCCUUUAGUUUUCCAAAGGGAAUAUUUGCUGGUACCAAGAUCACUCCAGAAGCUCUGGUGCAGACCCUCAAAGUUGAAGAACCUUCACCGGUCUUACCCACCAAGCAAGCAGGAGAGGUACAAAAAGCAGGUAAAGAGGAGAAGAAACAGCAGUCGAAGAAGGAGAAGAUAAAGGAGCGACGGCAGCGGUGGCUUAACAAGAUCAGUUCGAUUAAGGUAGCUCGUGAGGAGCAGGUGGCACUGGAGCGCAGGAAGGCCACGCCUGUAGUGGGAGACAUGAGGGUACUGGCCGACGCUCUGCCUGAACUGACCCAACUUCUUCCCACCAUCAGAUCAGCCAGCAACACAUCAGCCCGGAGACAGAAAGGUCCGGUGAGGAAGAAAUCAGAGCCUACAGACUACUCUCAGAUGAAACCUGCACAGAAGAGGAAAUUACUAGAAACAGAAGCGUCCCGCUUUAGUGAAGCUAUGAAAGACCCCACCUUCAAGAGCAAUCCGCUCGCAGCGAUUGGAGAACACCUGAGGAAACGCCUCAGACAGGAAGAUGAACAGAGUUAAUCUAAUAAACAGUUCACCCACCAGACUGUUCUCCACACAAACUGUACAGUGUAUAUCAAAUCUACACUCGACUCGAUGACCCCACUUAUUUAAAUAAUUAUCAUUACUUCACAGCAGCCAUACCUUACAGAGCAGUCUGACCCCAGUCAGGACCUUAAAGGAUCAGGAUGGCAAACAGUCAUAUGAACAUGAUUGGUUAUGUUUAGUAUUUUACAAAGGGAAAAAACUAGACUAGUGUUGCUAACAAACACUAGGCUUAGACCAUCAGAGAUCUCAUUUCAGUUAAUAUCUGUGCCAAAACUCUUAAUGUGUCUCUCAGAACUCCUCCAGAUCUCCAUUAGUUUGGUAAAUGGAUGUUAUGUGGAACACUGCCUGACUUUAGAUCUAAGAUUAAUCUUAUUUUUUUUUGCCUGACUGUUCCUUUAAUAUCUGAUUAUUACACACAGUCGUAACUAUUACAUAUAAUAUUAUGUCAUGUGAGUUAAAUGUAAACAAAUAUAUAAUUCAACACUUUGUACAACUUUAGACCAUAAAAAGUUGGGAUAAUGUGAAAAAUGUCAAUCUUACCUUUCACUGCAGACAGUUUGAAGUUUGAACCCAUGAUAUUUUCUGUUUUCUCUGGUCACCUUAAGUUUAUUUAUUAAUAUACAUCCAUUCAAAUAAAACACUGGUGAUUGUAAUUAUUAUUUAUUUGAGGAGCAAAGACAGGCAGAGAUUUUCCUCUUUGUUACAAAUGUGUCUCCGUUACCUCAGAUGUCACAUUAUUCAACAAUAGCUGAUAGAACCGUAAGGGCAAGAAAUUAAUUUGACAAACCUUUGUCAAGCACUACAGUACAGGGUCACAUUCACAAAUGUGCAUGUGUGUUGGGACACUUUCUCAUUGUGCUAUGACAGACGAGUCAGCAAGUUUUAAACAGUUUCUCAUACUCCAGGAGUUUCAUUUUGCAUAUCAUAUUUUGGAAAAUACUCCCAAGGUUGCUUCUCACCAAGAAAAUAAACAUAUUUCACUCUU
Molecule: messenger RNA, 1808 nt
Organism: Astyanax mexicanus (Mexican tetra)
Lineage: Eukaryota; Metazoa; Chordata; Actinopteri; Characiformes; Acestrorhamphidae
Gene: slx9
Product: SLX9 ribosome biogenesis factor
Exons: 6
Coding region: 71-796 (241 amino acids)
Biological process (GO): maturation of SSU-rRNA from tricistronic rRNA transcript (SSU-rRNA, 5.8S rRNA, LSU-rRNA)
Cellular component (GO): preribosome, small subunit precursor; nucleolus; 90S preribosome
Source: RefSeq, a predicted model, not a curated record